AUGAACGAAACAGGCCAAGACCAGAAUACCAUCGUGGCAGAGGUUCUUCAAGAAGUCAAAUCGUCUCACGAGCGGUUUGAAAGCGCGGCUGGUGAUCUCCUGAUCAAAACCAUGAAAGAGGACUCACAAGUUCGUAAUGGCGUGGAGAGGUUCAUUGAGUGUUACAUGACUAUGACUACGGGGUAUAAUGAGUGGGCGCUGCAAUCGGAUCGAUACGGUGUGAAGGAGCAUGUGCAGGAGGAUGGAUCGUUCUUGAUACCACUGUGA
Neurospora tetrasperma FGSC 2508 is the source of this 267-nucleotide messenger RNA. RefSeq lists its product as uncharacterized. The record is from RefSeq and is a predicted model, not a curated record. Bases 1 to 267 code for a protein of 88 amino acids. The transcript is spliced from 2 exons. NCBI's taxonomy places the organism in Eukaryota, Fungi, Ascomycota, Sordariomycetes, Sordariales, Sordariaceae.